This is a messenger RNA of Patella vulgata (common limpet), 5056 nucleotides long. RefSeq names its product serine/threonine-protein phosphatase 6 regulatory ankyrin repeat subunit B-like. The record is from RefSeq and is a predicted model, not a curated record. NCBI's taxonomy places the organism in Eukaryota, Metazoa, Mollusca, Gastropoda, Patellidae. The transcript is spliced from 4 exons. Gene Ontology annotation, molecular function: protein binding. Bases 156 to 4010 code for a protein of 1284 amino acids.
ACAGGAUGUGACACACAGCUUCUUUGAUCAACCAGAAUCGCCUGUCGACUAUCAAGAUCAAGAUUUACCGAGGCAGUCUGGUUAAACAGAACUGAAUAAGUACAGAUAUUCCACUAGAGUUCACAUUUCUGCUGUAUUUGGGAUUAUCCUUGGAAAUGAUGGAUUCUGGAUGUUGGUGUGCCUCGUGGAAUGCAGUUCGAAGAGAUGAAAUAUACAAACUGAAAUACUUAGUAUCAUUUCCAAAUCCUUGUGUAAAUUCGGAGCAGGGCGAAACCAUUCUUAUGUUAUCUUGCAGGAAACAGAACUUGAAAACAGUUUCCAUUUUGUUGAAACACCAAAAAGUCAAGGAGAUCAUCAAUAAAAUUUCACAUGUCGAAGGUCUUUCAGCUUUACAUUUAUCCAUACAAUUGGGACGCUCGGAGACCACGUGUCUUCCAUUAGUAAUGGCGUUAGUGGAAGCAGGGGCUGAUGUAAAUAUUUCCUCCAGAGAAAUGACGACCCCCUCAUGUAUAUCCGCAUGUAGAGGAUUUAUGUCGGUAUUGGCAUAUUUGAUAGAUCAUGGUGCUGAUGUUAAUGCAGCAGAUCAAAAUCAAUUUACAGUUCUCCACCACAUCGUUACAAAACCAAACGCCAAUUUGUUUUUGCAGAAAUUAAUUUUCGCUGGAGUGCAAAUUAAUUUACAAAAUAAGUUUGGUGAAACCCCGUUAUAUCUAGCAACCAUCUCCAACAACGAAUAUGCUGUAAAUAUGCUGUUAGAAACAAAUGGCUCUUGUGUGGAUUUAGCUGACAGAAAUGGAAUCACACCACUUAUGUUGGCUGCAAUACAAAAUAAACACGGUGCUAGUGUUAACAAACAAGAUGGCCGCGGUAGAACAUCUCUGAUUGUCGCAAUACAAAAUGGCAAUAAAAGCGCUACUGAUUGUAUGUUACAAAUAGAUUCCUGUGAUGUGAAUUUGUCUGAUAACCAAGGAAAAUCCCCUUUAAUGUUAGCUGCACAAAGUGGCAACACAGAACUUAUGGAACUUCUUUAUCAAUAUCGUGCAGACAUUAACCAACAAGAUAAUUGCAAGAGAACAUCUCUAUAUCUCGCAGUAGAAAGUAACAAUUUAAAAGCUGUUGAUAUUUUAUUAAAAAUGAAUGGCUGUGACGUGAAUUUGUCCGAUAUCAAAGGAAAAUCACCCCUAAUGUUAGCUGUACAAAACAGCAACACAGAACUUAUGAAACUUCUUCAUCAACAUAACGCCGACGUUGACAAACAAGAUGGCCGCGGUAGAUCUGCUGUGUAUUACUGUUUGCAACAAAUGUGCAGAGGUGAGGAGGAUUCCAUAGAAAUAAUGAAGUUGUUGGAAUGUUUUGGUGCGGAAUUUAGAACACAAAUUCACGGCAAUAAAUUAAUAAAAGACGCGUUGAAACACUCUUAUUAUUAUUUCCAGCAUUUGGUCGAUUCCAAUAUGGUUGAUUUUCAUGGUUUGGAUGAAAACGGUGAAAAUAUUUUACAUUAUGUAGCCAGAAGUCUCAUAGGCUCUAUUUGUUUGGGAAGAUUUUUUUCUUCGUUUGUUAAGGUAAUUGCUGAUCAGCGGAUUUAUAUAAACCGUAUAAAUUCUAAGGGUAACACGCCAUUAAUGGUUGCAGCUAUUUUAUACAACAUCCCGUAUAUGCAAGCUUUGUUACAACAUGGAUGCAGUACCAAUAUAAGGAAUAUUUAUGGACAUACUGUCUUACAUCUCAGUAUUAUUGGAAUCGACCAAGGAAAACUACUGUUGUACGAAAGUGGGGCUGCCAGAGUCGACAUCGUUUCCACGUUAAGUAGAAAUCAUGGUGCGGAUGUUAAUGCAGUAGAUCAAAAUCAAUGUACAGUUCUCCACCACAUCGUCACAAAACCCAACGCCUGUGUGAUUUUAUACAAAUUAAUUAUUGCGGGAAUACGAAUUAAUUUACAAAACAAGUUUGGUGAAACCCCAUUAUAUCUAGCAACCAUAUCCAACAACGAAUAUGCUGUAAAUAUGUUAUUAGAAACAAAUGCCUCUUGUGUGGAUUUAGCUGACAGAAAAGGAAUCACACCACUUAUUUUGGCUGCAAUUGAAAAUGAAAUCAAAAUAAUAAAACUUCUACACAAACACGGUGCUAGUGUUAACAAACAAGAUGGCCGCGGUAGAACAUCUCUGAUUGUCGCAAUACGAAAUGGCAAUAAAAGCGCUGUUGAGUUUUUGUUACAAAUAGAUUCCUGUGGUGUGAAUUUGUCUGAUAACCAAGGAAAAUCCCCUUUAAUGUUAGCUGUACAAAGUGGCAACACAGAACUUAUGGAACUUCUUCAUCAAUAUCGUGCAGACAUUAACCAACAAGAUAAUCGCGGUAGAACAUCUCUGUAUCUCGCAGUAGAAAGUAACAAUUUAAGGGCUGUUGAUGUUGUGCUCAAAAUGAAUGGCUGUGACGUGAAUAUGUCCGAUAACAACGGAAAAUCACCCUUAAUGUUAGCUGUACAAAACAACAACACAGAACUGAUAGAACGUCUUCAUCAACACAACGCCGACGUUAACAAACAAGAUGGCCGCGGUAGAUCUGCUGUUUAUUACUGUUUGCAUCAAAUGUGCAGAGAUGAAGAAUGUGGCAUAGAAAUAAUGAAGUUGUUGGAAUGUUUUGGUGCGGAAUUUAGAACACAAAACCGCGGCAAUAUAUUAAUAAAACACGUGAUGAAACACUCUUAUGAUUAUUUCCAGCAUUUGGUAGAUUCCAAUAUGGUUGAUUUUGAUGGUUUGGAUAAAAAUGGUGACAACAUUUUACAUUAUUUAGCUAGGUGUUUGAUAACUAUUCCUUGUUUUGAGUACCUUUUGACUGAUCAGCGGUUUGAUAUAAACCGUAUAAAUUCUACGGGUAACACGCCAUUAAUGGUUGCAGCUAUUUUAUACAACAUCCAGUAUAUGAAAGCCUUGUUACAACUUGAAUGCAGUACCAAUAUAAGGAAUAUUUAUGGACAUACUGUCUUACAUCUCAGUAUUAUUGGAUUCGUUAAAUUGACCUACAACAACUACAGCUACCAUGAAUGGGACUUAGGAUGGUCAGCUGCCAUAUUGUCUUCGGAUAUAGAUGUCAAUGCACAGGACAAAGAUGGACAAACUGCCUUAAUGCUGGCUGCUAAACUCGGAGAGUAUAAACUCGUGAAACAGUUGUGUAGAUCCUGUACCGAUUGUAAGAUUUUGGAUAAGUUUGGAAAGUCGAUGGUAAAGUAUCUUGACUUCUAUCGAAUAACAGAUUUGGAGUUCUGUAUAUACAUUAUCCAUAAUUUUGGAGUGGAUAUAACAGACAAAGCAGAAAAAACGAUGAUGGACAUGGCCAUAAAGUUUAUUGAGCGUGAGUAUUUAUCGGAGGGUCUUAAGCUGAUUAGUUACCUAAUAGCUGGCAACUAUAGCUUUCAGAAUCUUGGACAGAAUAGACGAAACAGGAUGGAUGAUAUCCCAACCGAGGAUGUUUUAUCUAGUCGAAUUAACGAUUAUAGAAAUCUGUUGUAUCAAAGUGGGGCGGAGAAGAUCGACAUUGUUUACAAGUUACCUUUUAUGGAAGAUGAGCAUGAGUACAAUGAUGAUACUGACGCACAGACAACUAGAUUAAUGUCCAAAGAAUCAGAAUUCCAUUCAUUUUGUAAUAAUAUCUGCUUAAAGUCAAUGUGUAGGAGAAUUAUUAGGCAACAUUUAGGACCAAACAUACAAGACAAAGUUACCCAGCUCAAGGUACCAUUAACAGUACAAAAUUUCCUUCUGUUGAAAUGUUCAUUAGAAGAUAAAUAUUUCAACCUAAAGACGGAAGAUAGUGACGACGAUGACGAUGAUUACUAUGGUAUGGAUGUGGAUUAUGAUACAGACGAAUUUUGUAUAGACCUUUACGAUUCAGAAGAUUAUUUUGACUUCUUUGCUUAUCAUACAUGUACAUCAUUGUCCAACUCCUCCUCCACCUCCUCACUAUCAUCGUCACCAUUAUCGCCAUCAUCACAGCAGUGUUCCUCACCAGCAUCUUGAUCCGCAUCGAUAGUGACGACGAUGACAAUGAUUACUAUGAUGUGGAUGUUGACUUUGAUACCGACGUAUUUUGUAUAGACCUUUACGAUUCAGAAGAUUAUUAUGAGUUCAAUGAUUGUGAUACAUGUACAUCAUUUUCCAACUCCUCCUCCACUUCCUCACUAUCAUCGUUACCAUUAUCAACAAUUAUCACAGUGUUCCUCACCAGCAUCCUGAUCCGCAUCGAUACCAGCAUCACCAAUAUUGCUAUCAACAUUACAACAUACAUUAUGCAAGAGGUAAAUCUGCCCAUUGCAGGUCUUUCUUUAGGCCUAAAAUGUUAUCUAAAUUAUUAAUUAACUUAUUCAAACCAUAAUCAACUCUCAAUGUCAUCGCUAGUCUGCGACAUUUACUGGAUUAGGAUCCGAUCUGCUGCCUAACGCCAAUUCAUGAUUAAACCAAAAAAUGGAUAAUCGAGACUUUUUUUUAUCGUACCGACGGGUUUUUUGGGUCUCAGUAUCACCCGUAAAGACUUCUGGCCAAAGGCCCAAUAUAUUGGGUUAAUCACAGACAAAACGUUUAUAAAAUCCAUAAAGAGUGAAUUCCUUAGUGGGAUAUGAUCAAAAUAAUGUUGUACACCAUUUAUCUCGUUUUAGUAGGAUUUUUAGGAAGGAAGAUGUCCCUACCCCUCCCGGGCCAACGGGGCUUUGUGCUUAAGCACACUUAUUUCCAAAGGCUCAUUAUGUUCUCACAUUUUCGACUCACGAGGUAAUCAAGGCCCCAACUUUUUAUGUAUUAUUACUAUAACUAAUUGUGAUGUUAAUAAAUGAUGUUAUUUUUUUUAUUAUCUUAACAAAAGUUUGUGUCCCGCCCCUGGCCGUGGAGUUGGACAUGCCAAGAACUUAAAACAGAGAGUUCUUUAAAUCCAAAAUGAGUGGUCAAUAAGGGAUCAGUCUAAGUUAUCGCUAUCUAUCAGUGACCUAUGUUAUUAUUUCUUGAAGCUAAGUCUAUAACAUAAAGUAUAUAAUAAAGUUUAUUUGGUUAAUAAUAAAAUGUCACCUUUACAA